This is a messenger RNA of Malus domestica (apple), 1693 nucleotides long. RefSeq names its product putative UDP-glucose glucosyltransferase. The record is from RefSeq and is a predicted model, not a curated record. NCBI's taxonomy places the organism in Eukaryota, Viridiplantae, Streptophyta, Magnoliopsida, Rosales, Rosaceae. Gene Ontology annotation, molecular function: UDP-glycosyltransferase activity.
GUGUGUGUAUGUAUGUACUGUGGAUCAUUGUCAUUUAAUUUGUCAUCAAUCUAUCCCUCUUAGUAUACUCGCACAACAUAUUUAUCUUCUCUAUAGUAAUACACAAACUUAAAAAGAACUUUGUUUGAGUGGGAAAAGUAAAUUAGAAGAGAGCAAAAUAUGGGAUCUCAAACUCCUCUCCCUCAUAUUUUUCUUGUGUGUUUUCCAGCACAAGGACACAUAAACCCUAUGCUCAGGUUAGGCAAACGCCUAGCUUCAAAGGGCAUGUUGGUAAGUUUCUCCACCACAGAAAACUAUGGCAAAGAGAUGAGAAAGGCCAAUGAUGGUAUCAGUGACCAACCUACACCCGUCGGCAAUGGUUUCAUCAGGUUUGAGUUUUUUGACGACGGGCUAGCGGAAGAUGAUCCGAAAUUCUCGAAGUUGGACGAAUAUAUGCCUCUGCUUGAACUUGUGGGCAUGGAUCUGGUAACACAGAUGAUCAAACGACAUGCCAAUGAAGGUCGUCCAGUUUCAUGCCUGGUGAACAAUCCGUUCAUUCCUUGGGUUUGUGAUGUUGCCGCCGAGCUUGGGAUCCCUCGUGCCACGCUUUGGAUUCAGUCUUGUGCUGUGUUCUCGGCCUAUUACCAUUGCCACAACAAGAUGGUGCCGUUUCCGACAGAGGCUGAGCCGAUUAUCGAUAUUCAGCUUCCUGGUAUGCCUGUUCUGAAGCAUGAUGAGAUUCCCAGCUUCUUACUCCCUUCUGAUCCAUUUCAGGUUUUGGGGAGGGCAAUAUUAGGACAGUUCAAGAAGUUAUCCAAAUCACUCUAUGUGUUGAUGGACACAUUCCAGGAGUUGGAGCCAGAAAUAAUUGAGCACAUGUCCCAGGUGUGCAUAGUGAAGCCCGUUGGCCCCUUAUUCAAAAACCCUAAAGCUCCAAAAACAAGCAUCGGAGGUGACUUAAUGAAAGCCGAUGAUUGCUUUGAGUGGCUUGACUCAAAGCCCCCAACAUCUGUCGUGUACAUAUCUUUUGGUAGCAUUGUGCACUUAAAGCAAGAGCAAGUUGACGAGAUUGCUCAUGGCCUACUGAGUUCUGGGGUCUCGUUUUUAUGGGCUAUGAAGCCACCUGGCAAAGCAUUCGGAACGGAAAAACAUGUUUUGCCAGAUGGGUUUUUGGAAAAUGUUGGUGACAAGGGAAAAGUGGUGCAGUGGAGUCCACAAGAGCAAGUUCUAGCUCACCCAUCGGUUGCAUGUUUUCUUACUCACUGUGGCUGGAACUCUUCAGUCGAAGCACUAACUUCCGGCGUGCCACUUGUGACAUUUCCUCAAUGGGGCGACCAAGUCACCAAUUCAAAGUUCUUGGUGGAUGUGUUUGGUGUGGGGCUCAGAUUGUGUCGUGGAAGAGCUGAAAAUCGAUUGAUCACGAGAGACGAGGUUGCGAAGUGUUUGUUGGAGGCAACCGUGGGAGAGAAGGCAAAUGAACUGAAGCAAAACGCUUUGAAAUGGAAGAAGGCGGCAGAGGAAGCGGUGGCUGAGGGUGGCUCCUCUGACCGGAGUCUUGAAGAUUUUAUAGACGAGAUUAGCAAGAUCACGUAUGUUUCCUAGAAUAACUUGUUCGUUAUCUUUUCGAAUUGUAAGUUAUGAUCGUUGAUUAUAUCGCACUGCUUAUUUCAAUAGGAAGCCAAUUAAUCAAAUAAAAAUAUGAAUUUAAGUUCAA